AUGGAAGCUCCAUCUUUAAGCGUUAGAAAAGAUGCAUGGACUGAAGAAGAAGACAUUCUUCUUAAGAAAUGUAUUGAGAAAUACGGUGAAGGGACAUGGCAUCGUGUACCUUUCAGAGCAGGCUUGAACCGUUGCCGGAAAAGCUGUAGACUGAGGUGGCUGAACUAUCUGAAGCCUGACAUCAAGAGAGGAGCUUUUGCAGAUGAUGAAGUUGACCUAAUGAUUCGCCUGCAUAACGUUCUUGGCAAUAGAUGGUCACUUAUUGCUGGUAGACUACCUGGACGAACAGCAAACGAUGUGAAAAACUAUUGGAACACCUACUUACGGAAGAAAAUGGUAAAACCUUCACCAAAACUCAACAUCGAAGUCAUCAAACCUCGACCACUAAACUUAUCGGUUCCCUUAGACAAAAACAACAACAACAAUAACAAUGAUUCCGACCACGCAGCAGUAUCAACACCAGCAAGCAAUAGUUUGGUAUCAUCUGACAGCGGCAACAAUAGUAGUUAUGAUUUUUCUAAUGAUAAUAACGAGAUUAUGUGGUGGAAAAAUAUGUUGAUGAAUGAGGACGAGCCACAAGGUUUUGGCAAUAAUAUCAAUCACAGUGCAUCAGGAGACCAGUUUAUCAAUGAAGCAUUAGGGGAUGUGAGAACUCAAGUGGUUGAGGAAGACAAUUAUGGUACUGUGGAUGAGCUUUUUAUUGAUUUUGACCUUUGGAAUAUGCUCAACCCAUAG
Gossypium arboreum is the source of this 735-nucleotide messenger RNA. Its product is annotated as transcription factor MYB1-like. Bases 1 to 735 code for a protein of 244 amino acids. The transcript is spliced from 3 exons. NCBI's taxonomy places the organism in Eukaryota, Viridiplantae, Streptophyta, Magnoliopsida, Malvales, Malvaceae. The record is from RefSeq and is a predicted model, not a curated record.